GGAAACUAAUUUCCCGUACAGGGGUAUUUGUGUCAUUAAAAAACAUAAAAUCACUCGCCCAUUAGAUAUAGGGGGACUGUUGAUUUUGAUUCGGAGUCUUUCUUCAAUCUAUUAGCCGAAGCUCUGUAGAAUCGCGGAGAACUCGUCAAUGGCGAUUUCGAUCACGAAGGGUUUGAUCUGCGUCCUGCUAGCUCUGAUCGUCACGUCGUCGGCGCUCACGGGCUCCGAUGUUCCCUUCAUCGUGGCGCACAAGAAGGCCAGCCUCACCAGGCUCAAAUCUGGGGCCGAACGAGUCUCCGUCUCCAUCGAUAUCUACAACCAAGGAUCUGUGACUGCAUAUGAUGUAAGUCUUAAUGAUGAUAGCUGGCGACGAGAAGUGUUUGAUAUAGUCAGUGGCAACACUUCAAAGUCGUGGGAAAGGCUUGAUGCUGGUUCUUCUCUUUCACACUCAUUUGAACUGGAAGCCAAAACAAAAGGAGUGUAUUAUGGUCAACCAGCAGUCAUCACAUUCCGUAUCCCCACAAAUGCUGCCCUACAGGAGGCAUAUUCAACCCCAAUUCUGCCCUUGGAUGUCCUAGCAGAUAGACCUCCAGAGAAGAAGUUUGAAUCGGUGAAGAUUCUUGGCGAAAUAUGGAUCCCAGAUUUCUGUCCUCACAAUUGUGAUUCUGUUUGUGUACCUGGUUGCCACCCCAUCAAAAUCCAGUUCAAAAGGAAGCAAGAAGAGGCGGUAACAAGUUGGAGGUUGAUCCAGCAGUUUAAGAUCACAGUUGGAUUAUUCAAGGACCAAAUGGCAUGCUGUUGGCAAUCCUUUGUUUCCUCAUUUUAAGACAUCGUUCUUUUAAAUUUUUCUUGUUACGGGGCUGUUAAUUUAAAAUCGCUAGAUUUUACGAGUUGCUCGACUUAAGUGGGUAUUGUUCCCAAUGGUAGAACAAAGAAAUUAACCUAGGCUUUUGUACAUUUUGUGAGCAGUAAUUGCUUAUAAAUUUUGGACUGAAUCUUUAA
Molecule: messenger RNA, 1002 nt
Organism: Malania oleifera
Lineage: Eukaryota; Viridiplantae; Streptophyta; Magnoliopsida; Santalales; Ximeniaceae
Exons: 5
Coding region: 149-826 (225 amino acids)
Cellular component (GO): endoplasmic reticulum
Source: RefSeq, a predicted model, not a curated record